AUCAGCGAUCAAUCAUGGCAGGAAUCCAAUCUCAGCUCGACUCAGGAGCAGUCCCCGGUCACAUUUCCAAUGUCUGUCCUCAAGGCACAAAACUCUGGCUCCUUGAAUGCGGAUGGUUGGCCUGUGAUGAAGGUUUUGUCAUACGUGGUGCCAACACCUCUCUCGCUUCUACGGCUGGUCAAUCUUUCGAGAACAAGCGUCGCAAUCUCCCAGUAUACUGCUGCUUGAUCUCUCAUCCACACGAAGGACUUAUUCUCUGGGAAACUGGCUGUGGAAAGGACUAUCCGGAUAUCUGGGGCCCGCAGGUGCACGACGUGUUCAGUAGGGUCAAGUACGAGGAGAGGCAUGAGCUCAGAAACGCCAUCGCGGCCACUGGAAACAAGAUUGAAGACGUCAAGAAAGUAAUCAUUGGCCAUCUGCAUCUUGAUCAUGCUGGAGGUCUUGAUGAGUUCUUCGGCCGUACAGAUGUUGAGGUUUGGGUGCACGAUAAGGAGUUGAAGAGUGCGUUCUGGAGCGUGGCUACUGGAGCAGAUGCCGGUACGUUCGAUGAUCGGACCAUUGACUUCUGUCAGGGAAUCACUCUACACCAUUUGCCUGGACACACCGAUGGUUUGAUUGGUAUGCAGAUCAACUUGCCCGAUAGCGGAACUUUCUUCUUCAUUUCCGAUCACUGCCAUGUUAUUGAGAAUAGCACACAGCGUCUGAAGCGUCUUGAGCGCACGACUCGAGGCAGAGUGAUUCCUGGGCAUGAUGAAGAGACGUUCCUCGCAUUGCAGAAGGANAAAGACGUGUUCACC
This is a messenger RNA of Aureobasidium musti, 797 nucleotides long. The record is from the annotation of a GenBank genome assembly. NCBI's taxonomy places the organism in Eukaryota, Fungi, Ascomycota, Dothideomycetes, Dothideales, Saccotheciaceae.